Pleuronectes platessa (European plaice) is the source of this 1081-nucleotide messenger RNA. RefSeq lists its product as uncharacterized. The transcript has 4 exons. The coding region runs from base 437 to 1081 and encodes 214 amino acids. The record is from RefSeq and is a predicted model, not a curated record. Lineage: Eukaryota; Metazoa; Chordata; Actinopteri; Pleuronectiformes; Pleuronectidae.
ACAAAUUGAUGAAUACUGCCCGGGUUCUGGUAAGCUCUUCACUACCUGUAGCCUGCCGACUCUUCACACUAGUUACAUAUCCCGGUCGAAUGGAUGUAUAAUAGUAAUAAUUAUCAUAAUUAUUAUAAUUAAUUUUAUUUGUAUAGAACAUUUGUAACAUUCAUGCUCAAAUCGGACAAUCGUAUAAUACAACAUAUAAAAUUGAUAGUCAUUGUUUUUUCUACCCUCCCAAGGUCAUAGCCCCAUUUCUUACUAAAUUUACUUUCCAGAAAACUGUAAAAAAAACUCUAUUAAAAUCUUUUUAAUGCUAUAAGGUGGACAGGUUAUAGGCCAUACUGUUUGACCAGAUCAGGGCCAUGGUCAAUUCGAACAACAAGGAUAUGGAGGUACUGACAAUAUAAUGCUUUUUGUUUUUAAUAGUUAAUCCAUUUUUAUUAUGUUCCCGAUUUGUUUUCAGGUUCACAAAUUGAAAAUGGCGGGGUUGCAUCCAAUGCUUCUCUUUGGGAGGGAGAAGAAGGGCUCUGUGUCCUGUGAGUCAAUCAGUGGCCUGGAGCUAGAUUCAGACAACGAUUACAAGUCCUUGAAAAUCAUAGAAGGACUGUAUGGAAGCCUUGUGACAGUGAUGGUUAAAAGAGAGAGGGCCAACCCAUUAACUCCGGUGGACCCAGAGGGACCGAGGGAACUUGCUGAAUCCCCUCUUCAUCCAGAAGCCACGGAGGAGGAGGGUGAGGAGGGGGAGGAAGGGGAGGAGGGGGAGGAGGAAGAGACAUUCAACCUCUUGUUGACACCUUGUGACCCUGCACCUACAGCUCCUGCCACAGCCCCAUCCACCUCGCAUUCACCUCCUGGACCAAGUUCCCCACCCUCAUCUCCCCCGCUCUCCAACUCAAAAGAGAGCUUUCCACCAAAACAUCCCGGUAAGACUCUGCAAAUCAACCAUUUACGUAAAACAAGACCCUGCACCUACAGCUCCUGCCACAGCCCCAUCCACCUCCUAUUCACCACCUGGACCAAGUUCCCCACCCUCAUCUCCCCCGCUCUCCAACUGCAGAGAGAGCUGUCCAGCAAAACAUCCACGUAA